GUCGCAGGCAGUUUGCCGGGCGUGAACGCCAGAAUUGUCAGUGAAUCGGAUGUUCAGUAGUGCCUCAACGCCCCCCGAACGUCAAAAAUCACAUCUCCAUCAGUAUCAAUUUAACCACAAUUACCGAAGACCUUGAACUCGGCAUAAACUGCGGGAAAAUUUUUAUACGGUUGUGGUAGAUCCCCUAAAUAGCUGAGGGAAUUAAUUCGAGUGGUGCAUUGUUGCGCUGACACCUCAUUGUUGAGGGUUCGAUCAAUUCGGAGCACUCGACAAAUAUUUUCUGAGCCCCCAAAAUUCCCGAAAAAUGAUUCAAAAAAUCUGCUGCAUUGGCGCGGGUUACGUAGGUGGCCCGACCUGCAGUGUAAUAGCCCUAAAAUGUCCAGACAUCAGCGUAACAGUUGUGGACAAGAGCAAAGAGCGAAUAGCCCAGUGGAAUUCUGACAAACUCCCGAUUUACGAGCCCGGCCUGGACGAAGUAGUCACCCAAUGUCGGGGAAAAAAUCUCUUCUUCUCCACGGACAUAGAGACUGCCAUUCAAGAGGCAGAUCUAAUCUUCAUCUCGGUUAAUACACCUACUAAAACGUUCGGAAAUGGCAAGGGACGUGCUGCGGAUCUCAAGUAUGUCGAAAGUGCAGCGAGGAUGAUUGCUGAAAUUGCGACAAAUGAUAAAAUUGUCGUGGAGAAGAGCACUGUGCCAGUUAGAGCUGCUGAGAGUAUCAUGAAUAUUCUCAGGGCUAAUCAUAAACCUGGAGUUUCUUAUCAGAUCCUCUCGAAUCCCGAAUUUUUGGCCGAAGGCACCGCAGUCCAAGACCUAGUGAGCGCCGACCGAAUUCUCAUCGGUGGAGAAGACACCCCCCAGGGCCAAGCAGCCAUAGAAGAGCUCUGCAAAGUGUACGAGCACUGGAUCCCUCGUGAGCACAUCCUCACAACAAACACGUGGAGCUCAGAGCUGUCAAAAUUAGCUGCCAAUGCCUUUCUGGCGCAGAGAAUAUCGAGCAUAAACGCCCUAUCCGCCAUUUGUGAAAAAACUGGGGCUGACGUGUCCGAGGUGGCGAGGGCAGUCGGACUGGACUCGAGAAUUGGCUCCAAGUUCCUUCAGGCCUCCGUUGGCUUCGGGGGCUCGUGCUUUCAGAAGGAUCUGCUCAAUCUCGUGUACCUGUGCGAGUGCCUCAAUCUCCCGGAGGUCGGCAAGUACUGGCAGGGGGUCAUCGACAUGAACGAGUACCAGAAGUCUCGGUUCUCUGCUCAAGUCAUUCAGUCGUUGUUCAAUACUGUCACUGAUAAGCAUAUUUCACUCCUGGGAUUUGCCUUCAAGAAGAACACUGGGGACACCAGAGAGUCGCCUGCCAUUCAUGUGGCACAGACUCUUCUGGAUGAGGGGGCUGUUCUACAUAUCUACGAUCCUAAGGUGGAAGAAUCUCAAAUAAUGGACGAUUUAUCAUCUCUCGGAUUGUCAGACUUGAAAACAAGGAUAAAUAUUUAUCACGAUCCCUACACUGCAACGAAGAAUACACAUGCCAUCGUUGUGUGCACCGAGUGGGACGAAUUUAUGGAGUUGGACUACAAGAGAAUUUUCACCGAAAUGACCAAGCCGGCCUACAUAUUCGACGGCAGAAAAAUUCUAGAUCACGAUAAUCUCCAGAAAAUAGGUUUUAACGUUCAAACGAUAGGGAAAAAACUGUCACGAACUGCUGUCUCUCGUGUCUGGGGCAGCCAAACACAAGUGUAAAGUAUUUGUCCAUGCGACACAUUCCUCGAAUGAUAUAUCAAUUUCGAAUGAGUAUUUUUUCAUAGGAAUUUCCAGUCUUGCUUAAUUAAAAGACACGAUAAGAGUUUUAUGUAUUACAUAUUCAUGACUUUUUUAAAUGAAAUUUUGAGGAUUAAUAUAGUCUAAUUUUCCGUGUUCGAUUGUUUAUUGAUGCAUUUAUAAAAUUUAAUUGACGAGUAUUGUACAAAUUUAUGAGAUUAUAACACAGGAUUACCAAAAAGUGAUUUUUUUUUUGCUCUUGAAAUUUAAUUUCCUAAUUUUUAACGAAAAAAAUUAAAAUUUGAGGAAAUCAAUGAUUGAUAGAGGUUUUAAUUUAAUUUGAAAAUGUAUUCAAUUCAUGUAUUCAAUUAAAGUGGGAACUUUAUGAGAUCACUGCACAGAAUUACCGAAAAUUAUGAUCUUUUAUUAAAAAAAAAUCAUGUUUCCGAUUGUUGAUAAAUCAUAAUAAAAAUUUUAUUGAAUUGUGCUGACGAUAUAACUGAUAAAAUCAUCAAUUUCAUAUUAAUAAAUGUUACAAAAUAA
Diachasma alloeum is the source of this 2290-nucleotide messenger RNA. It is a transcript of the gene sgl, whose product is annotated as UDP-glucose 6-dehydrogenase. NCBI's taxonomy places the organism in Eukaryota, Metazoa, Arthropoda, Insecta, Hymenoptera, Braconidae. Bases 305 to 1729 code for a protein of 474 amino acids. The transcript has 5 exons. Gene Ontology annotation, biological process: glycosaminoglycan biosynthetic process. Gene Ontology annotation, cellular component: nucleus; cytosol. The record is from RefSeq and is a predicted model, not a curated record. Gene Ontology annotation, molecular function: UDP-glucose 6-dehydrogenase activity; NAD binding.